Drosophila rhopaloa is the source of this 1667-nucleotide messenger RNA. RefSeq names its product putative E3 ubiquitin-protein ligase UBR7. Gene Ontology annotation, molecular function: zinc ion binding; ubiquitin protein ligase activity. The coding region runs from base 126 to 1322 and encodes 398 amino acids. The transcript is spliced from 2 exons. NCBI's taxonomy places the organism in Eukaryota, Metazoa, Arthropoda, Insecta, Diptera, Drosophilidae. Gene Ontology annotation, cellular component: cytoplasm. The record is from RefSeq and is a predicted model, not a curated record.
AUCUCUAAAUUUUGGUGGUUGAAUUAUUUGCAAUUUUCAUCCAAUCGCGCCAAACACUGCGCAUUGCGCCACUUUCUUGAAAUUGACACGAAGCCAAGCUAGUUUCUAUUAUUUAAAUUGUGAAAAUGAGCGAGUUUGAUGCCGCAGCUGGUGUUCCCGAGGGCGAGGAGACCAAUCCGCUGGAGCAAUCGACUAUUACAAUGCUGGAUGUCCUGGAGCAGGAAAAGGAACUGGACGACGAAUAUGCCGCUGUGCUGGGCGCCUCCGAUGAGAAGUCCUGCACGUAUGCGAAGGGCCCGAUUGGACGGCAGGCCCUGUACUCCUGCCUCACCUGCUGCCCCGAGGCUCGCGAGGAUCUGUCCAAGGCCGCAGGAAUCUGCUUGGCCUGCUCCUAUCGCUGUCAUGAGCACCACGAGCUGGUGGAGCUCUACACCAAGCGGAAUUUCCGCUGCGAUUGCCCCACCCAGCGACUUGGCAAGUGCUCCCUAAAUCCACAAGUUGAGGGAGUUCAACCCCGGAACGAAGAGAAUCUCUAUAACCAGAAUUUCCAAGGGCUGUACUGCAAGUGCAAGCGCCCCUAUCCCGAUCCCGAUCGCACCGUCGAGGAGGUGAUGCUGCAAUGCGCCAUCUGCGAGGACUGGUACCACUUGCCGCACAUGACGGCACCCGGUGCCAGCGAGAAGUGGCUGGAUUCCUGCAGCGAGAUGAUCUGCGAUGGCUGCAUGGAUGCCAAACCCUUCCUAAAGGACUACACUGGACUGGCACUGCAGCCAGUGGGGGAGGAACAGGCAGACGACAGCCAGUUGAAGAACGAGUUGGACCGCAGCAUUAGCGAUAUUAUGAAUGUUCCUGAGGGCGAAUCUCCAGAAGAGGAGGGCGAGCCGAGCCAGAAGCGUCCCAAGCUGGAGAACUGCGUUCGUCCCAAGCCAACCAAAGAGCAUGAGGGAGCCGCUUUCUGGACUAAUGAUUGGCGCAAAUCGCUUUGCCAGUGCUCUGAAUGCCUGACGCUCUACAAGGAACUCGGCGUGGAGUUCCUGCUUGACGCCGAGGACUUGGCAAAGACGUACGAGGAGCGCGGCAUGAAGCGGGCGGAGGAGAAUUCCAGCUAUGAGCAAGGUAUUCGGGCACUGGCCUCCAUUGACCGGACACAGCAAAUCGAUGCGAUUACCGAGUACAACCGCAUGAAGGACAAGCUAAAGGAAUACCUGCAGGCAUUCGCAGCUAGCAAGAAAGUUGUAACCGAGGAGGACAUCAAUCGUUUCUUUGCCGGCAUGCGCAAUGAGAAUAAUGCAAACCUUGGUCAGCCCUACUUCUGUCGCUAAACGACUCGCUCUCUAAAUUAUUAUAGUAUUACCCACAUUCCCCCCAUGAAAACAAACAUACAUACACCAUGUAAAUUCUUAAGUAAUAUUUUAUUAUAAACAAUUAUCAUUUGGAAUUCAUUUUAACGAAAAAUCGUAACACAGCAUCGGGCAAUGAGAUUCGCAUUUCCCUCUAUAUGCUAUCUAGUUAAAUUUAUGUACACUGCGGUGAACUAGAGUUAUGUAAGACAGGCUUUCUGUUGGACCUAAUCUCGAAAUGGUUACAACCUGUCUUGAGACCUUUUUACAUAGCUCUAAUUGGUUAAUUUCUGGUAUAUUUAAUGAAUAUAUACACAUAAGUAAUUA